AUGGACAUUCCAGGUGAAAUGCCAGGAAUAGUGAAAUCGAAUUCCUAUGUUCCACAGUCAGACCUGGAGGAAACUUCAUCUAACUGUGAAGUACAUGGGCAUAAAGUUCAGCAUCUGCCUUCUCUGAUGAAAUCGGAAGAGCCAGAUGUACCCGAAAUAGUGAGUCAGCCAUCAGGUGCUUGUGCAGACUUUUUAUUUAUUGAUAGUAUGUUAAACCAUCUGGCCAAGAGUCAGAAGGCUCCUUUUAAAAGUCAACAAGUAGGAGAUCCAGACUUGGAUUUUUCAGAGAAGAAAGAAAUAGCUAGAGACAUUCUUAAAGACAAUCCAGCACGGUUCUUGGCAAAAUUUGGCCAUUAUUUGUUAGAAGAUCAUUUAGACUACUUUUCAACUUUGGAUAGUACCAAUAAAAAUUAUGAAGUUGAUUUCCAUGUGAAACAGUUGAGAAGGUUUCUCAGUAAAACCAAAAAUCUAGUUGAUGUGCGCAACAGACGAUUUGAAGCAUUGAAAAAACUUAUAAAAGAAGGAGACUAUUUCAGUGAAGAAGAAAUGCAAAAACGUAAUCCUUUAAUGUAUGAACAAUUAAUUGGUCAAUACCUUACUCCUCAGGAAAGACAAGAUCGAUAUGCAAAUAAAAAACAGAGUAGAAGUUAUGUAGUGCAUUUAAUGGGUCAGAUAGAAGAUCAUUAUGUUAAUUGUCUGAAAAAGCAACAACUGGAUGAUGAAGAAGCAGAAGAAAUGGAUACAAGUGAUGAAGAAGUAGAAGAAAAUGAACCUGUUAAUGAGGGAAAGAUUUAUAACCAGAGAGAAGAAAAUGAAGAAGAUAUAGAGGAAUUUGAUACUUCUGAUGAGUCAGAAGGAGAGAGAACAGAACAGAUGAAGAAAACCCAGUCCUGUCAAACAUCUUCUCAAAGUAAGGUUACUGAUGAAGAAAAAUACAUGUUCCGCGAAGAAUUUUUUAACAAUAUGUAUGAAAGUUUUUUGGAAGGGAGGGAUACUGAUUUUGAUUAUACCACUGUUGAUACCAAUCCAGAAUAUGAGUGCCUUGCUGUUAGAACUCAAGAUGAAGAGGAACAGUAUUUUGAUUCCGAGACCCCUGAACUAAUCAAAUCUGGUAACAUAACUCCAACUGGUAAUGAAAAUGAGGAGGAGGAAGAAGAUGAGUUAGACAUAUUUAUGAAAAAAUUAAAUUCUGAAUCGUCUGUGAAAUAA
Molecule: messenger RNA, 1209 nt
Organism: Gryllus bimaculatus (two-spotted cricket)
Lineage: Eukaryota; Metazoa; Arthropoda; Insecta; Orthoptera; Gryllidae
Source: the annotation of a GenBank genome assembly